AUGAUCGAGCAGGUUAUGUCCAUGAUGGAUGGUGCCACGUUGACGUUGACGGCGAGUGGCCCGGCAAAGGCGAUCGUGACGGCGAGUGAUGGUAUGAUCACAACCGAUCCGAUUACGAUUGAGUUUGUCGAGGUGCAGCUCCCCGCACUGGAUGCUGUUGUAGGCAUGGACAUGAUGAAUAUGAUGGAUGAUGGCAUGCUUGCAGCCAGUGCUGAUGGCGGUCUCGGUGGUGCGAGUAUAACAUUUGCGGUUGAUCCAGCCACUGCGGCGACGAUCACGGGUUUUGACCCUGCUGAAGGUUUGACGCUGCUGGGUAUUUCCGGUAAUCAGGUCGAUGUUGGUGCCGAAGAAGCAGUGAUGCUGUCCAAUGGUGGUUUUUUGGGCACGGUGAAGCUGAUGACAGGUGCCGAGGCUGUGCCGUUUACGGUUUCGGUUGAGUCGUUUACAGCGCUUCUCGCGUCUGGUGAGACGACGAUGCUGAUGAUUCCAGCACCGGUGAUGUAUAAUUUCGGUCCGCGGCUGGAGGUGUCUGCGUCUAUUGCGACCAUUCCUCGCGGUGGUGAAGCGACGAUUAAAAUUACCGCUCUGGGUUUUGCCGAGGGUUCGAAGAUUACCUUUUCGCAUACUGUAGAAGGCACGGCUAUGGUCGAUGGCCACCCGGAAAUGGAUAUGCUCAACGUCUAUUCGUUGACUGCGACCGGUUCGGGUUCCGCUGUUGUCACGGUGACGGCGGGUGAUGGCAUGGCUUCUGUUGAGGUGACUGUUCAGUUUGACGAGCAGGUGCCGAUAGAGUUGUCGUCAUUUGUCGGAUCAGUGAUGGAAGACCGCGUGGUGCUGAAUUGGGCGACGGCUUCGCAGACCAAUAAUGCGGGUUUCCGCGUGCUUCGCAGCACGGAUGGAGAGACCUACGAGGUGGUCAGUGAGCUUAUCGCAGGUGCUGGUACGACCGAUCAGUUGAUGGAUUAUAUGUUUGAGGAUACGGGCGUUCCGGCUGUUGAGGUGGUUUAUUAUGUGAUCGAGCAGAUUGAUCUGGAUGGGUCGGUGAAUCUUUCGAAUCCCAUUGAGGUGCUGUUGGGCGCGCGUUUCACCCUGCCCACAGAAUUUGCUUCGACGGUUUAUCCCAAUCCGUUUCAAACCCCAGAACGACGAUUUCCUACGAUUUGCCCGCUGACACAGAUGUGUCUAUCGUGA
Messenger RNA from Geodia barretti, 1191 nucleotides. Lineage: Eukaryota; Metazoa; Porifera; Demospongiae; Tetractinellida; Geodiidae. The record is from the annotation of a GenBank genome assembly.